Messenger RNA from Coffea arabica (coffee), 1655 nucleotides. RefSeq lists its product as uncharacterized. Lineage: Eukaryota; Viridiplantae; Streptophyta; Magnoliopsida; Gentianales; Rubiaceae. The record is from RefSeq and is a predicted model, not a curated record. Gene Ontology annotation, cellular component: CCR4-NOT complex.
UCAGCGCCGAGGGUCCACGGCCAUAUAAACUCCUCCGUCGAGCUCAACACAGAGCAGAAAACCAGAAGGAAUCGAAGAAAAGAGAGAUGUUAGGAAUGGAGGAACCAAUUUUACUGCUGAAAUUACUCAACGGCGGCGAUUCGCUGCCGUUGGAUGAACUCAUCUCGGAAUUCAAGUCCAAAGUCCAGCCUUCUCGCAUCUUCGCCUUCUGCUCCUCUGUCGCCAUUUUACUCACCGAGAGUAAAGUGUUAAGACCAACACAGCGUCUGGUUGGAUUUGCAAUUCUCCACCAGGCAUAUUCUUUCCAGCAGCCUAGUUCUAACCCGUUCAGUUUUGUGCUUGUGAAUGCAGCAUCCAAUGAAGGAGCUGAAAAAUUUGAAAGAGGUUUUAUUCUUCAAUUGUUAGGCUCCGCCAACUCCACGAAUAAAGCAGAGGUCCUGAAAUUGUCUGUUGCAGAUUACAUGAGAAACUUUGUUCCUUCAUCACAUACUUUUCCUCCUAGUGAGCAGCUACAGCAGCAGUAUUGUAGUAAAGUUGGCCCAGUAUUAUUUGGUAGCUUGUUCAGGAAUCGUGUGAUAAAUAUCUUGCCAGAUCCCGAUGUUCCACUGGGCUGUGAUCCCAAUUCGACAGAGCUUGACCUGCAACCUGGAGUCACACCCAAGACUGGAUCUGGGGAUAGGGAUGAGACCAUAAGUGGAUUGCUGCAAAAUUUAUCAUUGGAAGGAUUAGGUCCUCAAUGGAUCAGACCACAACCACCGAGGCUACCAGUGCUAGAUGGAGAACUGGUGUGGUUAAAUCCGGAUAAUACUCAUGAGCUGAUGUGGGAUCAUGGUAUGUGUGCUGACACUAGCAGAGGAGCAGCUGUUAGGGAUUUGAUUGCAAAAGCUUUGAAAGGGCCACUUGCACCUGCUCAACGGGAGCAAGUCUUAUUGGAGUUGGCCAAUGAUCCAAAGCUUGUAUAUCACUGUGGGCUGACACCAAGAAAGCUGCCAGAACUUGUGGAGAAUAAUCCUAUCAUUGCAGUUGAAGUUCUUGUUAAGCUUGCAAAUUCACCUGAAAUUGAAGAGUAUUUCACUGUUCUUGUCAAUAUGGAUAUGAGCCUUCAUUCAAUGGAAGUGGUUAACAGGCUUACUACAGCUGUCGAACUACCGACUGAAUUCAUUCAUUUGUAUAUAACGAACUGUAUAUCUUCCUGUGAGAACGCCAAGGACAAGUACAUGCAGAAUAGACUUGUCAGACUUGUGUGUGUCUUCCUGCAGAGCCUGAUCCGGAAUAAAAUAAUCAAUGUUCAGGAUCUAUUCAUUGAAGUCCAAGCCUUUUGUAUAGAGUUUUCAAGGAUAAGAGAAGCAGCUGGGUUGUUUAGGCUCCUUAAAAGCUUAGAAUAAGAUAGUCUAGUUUAACUUAGUUCUCCUUCCCUUUCGUCGUGUAAGAAAUCUUGAUGUUAUCCAUUUUCCUCGAGCAAACCAAUUUUUUUCCCCCUUCCUGCCAUGUUGUUGUGAUGUUCUAUUUUGAGGAUAGCAUCGUGACUUGUAAUGUAGUUGGAUUUUUUCCCCUUUUGGUUGCUUAAUCUUUUCCAGUGUUUUCAUGACCCAGCAACUGAAUGGGAAAAAUUAGGUAUACCUAUAUAUUGAUGUGGAAUUUCUACUUUGUGAUUG